Mirounga angustirostris (Northern elephant seal) is the source of this 2527-nucleotide messenger RNA. Its product is annotated as CMRF35-like molecule 6. The coding region runs from base 253 to 972 and encodes 239 amino acids. The transcript is spliced from 4 exons. Gene Ontology annotation, cellular component: plasma membrane. Gene Ontology annotation, molecular function: transmembrane signaling receptor activity. NCBI's taxonomy places the organism in Eukaryota, Metazoa, Chordata, Mammalia, Carnivora, Phocidae. The record is from RefSeq and is a predicted model, not a curated record.
AAAUGCUCCAGUGUGACUCCAUUGUGUGGGGCGAGUGUGGACAGAGAGAGGAGCAGAUGUUGUCUGCUUAAGGGGAUGGCAAUCCCAAUCCAGUCCUUGACCAGGAGCUGUCCUGUCAUUGGGAUUGAGAGGAGCCCUGGGCAUCAGGUCCAGGACUCUGCCUCAGUCCAUGGUGCUUCUCUCCCCGAGCUUCCCGCACCCCAACCAGCUUGAGUCGAUGUGGAAGAAGAGUGUGAGACCAACACAGGCUGGAUGGGGAAGCGAAGAGGCCUCAAAAAGCAGAAGUGGGUCGUGGAGACUGGACCUUCUGUGAGGAGGCUUGAAAUUGUCCCCCCUCAGGGGCCUGGCAUUGCUGUGGGUGACGUCUGUGCUGCAGACAUGACCCCGAGAGACGGGAGGCCUUGGCUGCCUGUAGCUCUGCUCCUUCUGCAGGUCCCAGGUUGUUGGUGUCUGAGUGGCCCCACCUCCGUGACGGGCACCGUGGGGGGAUCCCUGAGCGUGCAGUGUCAGUACGAGGAGAAAUUCAGAGAGGUUGCCAAAUACUGGUGCAAGAGACCAUGUUUGUGGAGUACUAUAAAGACCAAAGAGGCAGACAGAGAAGUGAGGAGCGGCCGUGUGUCCAUCAGGGACCAUCCCGCCAACCUCACCUUUACAGUGACCUUGGAGAGCCUCACAGAGGAUGAUGCAGGAACAUACUGGUGUGGGAUCGAUAUAUCAGGACAGCCAGGAACUGUGUUCGACCACACCUUCCGUGUUGUGGUGUCUGUGACCCCAGGCCCCAGCUCCGUGAGGCCCACCAGCAUCCCAGGUCUUCACAGGACCCAGCCAGUCCCCACGUGGGACACCGCGACUCUGCAGGAGACCCCCAAUUCCAGCCAACAUCCUGGGUCCCUGCUCAGCAGGAUCUACUUCCGGCUCCUGGUCUUCCUGGAGGUGCCUCUGCUCCUGAGCAUGCUCAGUGCUGUCCUCUGAGUGAACAGGCCUCAGAGGGGCUGUGGGGGCAGGUGACAUCAGCCCAGUAAAACCAGUACACCAAUGGCUCAUUAAUGGAUAGGAUGAUGGGGUGCACAGGAAGAUGGUGGGCAUGAUGAAAGCAAUCCAGAUUCAUUGAAAACAAGUACCAAAGAGCCUGUUUAAGUUUGGCUUUCUUCAAAAUCAGAUCCUGAGGCAAGGACUUCGGUGCAAUUAGUUUAUGAAAAGGUGAUCCCAGGAAGUAUAGUGAGGGAACAGGGAGGUGGGGAAAGCCAACCAAGUGUACUUUGAUGGAGAAGCCAUCCCAGUAGCAGCUGGGCUCCAUCCCACUGGACAGCCUCAGAGAUACGGUGUAGGACUCGCCUCAGAGCAGUCCCACCUAGCAGGGAGGAAGCUGGGGCAGUGAUCCACACACAUCUGUCCUCAAGGUGGGGGAAGAUGGCGGGGCUUCCUGUUUUCUCACAGAGUGGUGAGCGAAGGCUCCUUAUGUGGAGAAGGAGUAUUGUAGGCAGAGGGUCCGUCCUGGGGACAUGGAUUCUGUGCCACUUCUGGCCUGUUCUGCUCAGAAAACCACACACCCUCCUAUAGGUAAAGAGAGUCCUCAGGCAAAGAGGUGGGAGAGCUGAAGAUGGAAAACCACUGGCCAGUCCAAGGCUGUGGACUUGUGGAUAGUCUCUCUGGUUGCCCCAGAGCUCCAGCAGGCAAAGAGGAUAUGAGCCAGGGUGCCAACAGGGUGUGCAAGAGGAGCCCAGUGCGACUUUGGAGAGGACAUCGGGCAAACCCACAGGCUGCGAGCCAGGCGAGGGGCUGGCGAGGUGGAGAGCUUCAACAAAGGCCCAGUGUGGGGCGGGGACACAGCAUUUGUGAGGAUCCGGCGUGGGGACAGUUACCGGGACCCGGAAGGGGAGGGGAUUGGCCGUGAGCUGAGCUUGGGGGGACACUCAUGGAGGUUGAUGUUGUUGAGCAGCUUAAGCAGAAGAGCAGCUCCAACGAUCAUACUGAAUGUGAGUCAAGACUAAUUUGGAAGAGGAGUGCUUAUAAGGGAGCAUUUCAUUCUUCAGUUGGUGCCAGCAGGAGCUGAGUUCCUGUGAGAGUUGAGGGCUGUGGGUUCAGAAAGCUGUUUCUGGAGCCUGGGCCUCCUGGGUCCCCUCUUCUCCCUUUCCCUCCAUUCCUCACCACCACAUCCUCACCUGUCUGCUGCGUCCGGAUGCUCAAGGUCGAGGCUUGAGCUGAAGGACAAGAGGCUGGGGCCCUCAGCGUGGGGCCGUCCGGCCCUGGUACCAAUCAGCUUUGACGCUGAUAUUGACUUUCGAGGCCACGGGACCUGAGCACAAAAGCAGGUGGGAGAGAGGCAGAGCCUGGGCCUCAUGUCCAGCAGGAAACACCUGCCAGUCACCGUGUCACUCCUACAGGUCCCUGCUCGGCAGCGUCCACUUCCUGCUCCUCAUUCUCCUGAAGGUGCCCCUGUUUCUGAUUAUGCUCAGUGCCGUCCUCUGGGUCAACAGGCCUCAGUGGGCAGUUUGUGGGACACAGAGUCGGCCUGAUGAAGACAACU